Molecule: messenger RNA, 318 nt
Organism: Manihot esculenta (cassava)
Lineage: Eukaryota; Viridiplantae; Streptophyta; Magnoliopsida; Malpighiales; Euphorbiaceae
Product: pre-mRNA-splicing factor cwc21-like
Exons: 1
Coding region: 1-318 (105 amino acids)
Source: RefSeq, a predicted model, not a curated record
AUGUACAACCGAGCAGGAAUUUCAACCCCAAGAGGGUCUGGGAGCAAUGGCUAUAUCCAAUCCAACAGAUUCUUUCUCAAACCAAAAUCUUCACAAUUUAAUCCCCAUCUCAAUCGAUCCCAUCCACAUCGGGAUACUUGUGGCUUCAUCCGAAAGCCCAAGAUCGACAUUCUUGAUCAUAACCGCAGGCGAAAAAAACAUGUGAAGCUGCUUGAACUUGAAGACAAGCUUUCAGAACAAGGCUAUUCUGAAUCUGAAAUUGCAGAGAUCCUUGCAGGAGCUAUAAAGAAAUUGAAAGUCUCUGUAGCUGCUGAUUGA